Bicyclus anynana (squinting bush brown) is the source of this 1524-nucleotide messenger RNA. RefSeq names its product myrosinase 1-like. Gene Ontology annotation, biological process: carbohydrate metabolic process. Bases 1 to 1524 code for a protein of 507 amino acids. The transcript has 6 exons. The record is from RefSeq and is a predicted model, not a curated record. Lineage: Eukaryota; Metazoa; Arthropoda; Insecta; Lepidoptera; Nymphalidae. Gene Ontology annotation, molecular function: beta-glucosidase activity.
AUGAGGGUACUGUUUCUGGCUUGGGUGGCUUUCGCUGACUGUAAAUCAAGUGUAAACAGACAUGAGAUAAGAAAAAUUCCAGAUGGAAUUCUGUUCGGAACAGCCACUGCAUCCUAUCAAGUCGAAGGCGCAUGGAACGAAGAUGGUAAAAGUGAAAGUAUAUGGGAUCGCUUAACCCACAGCACACCUUGCCCUGUAAAAAACUGUGACACGGGUGAUAUUGCCGACGAUUCUUAUCACCAGUACGAAAGAGACGUAGAGAUGUUGCGAGAACUUGGCCUAGAUUUCUAUAGGUUUUCCUUAUCUUGGACAAGAAUACUCCCAACCAGCUUUCCUGAUAAAAUCAACGAAAAGGGCGUAGAAUAUUAUAACAAUCUCAUCGAUGAAAUGUUAAAGUACAACAUACAACCAAUGGUUACACUAUACCAUUGGGAUUUACCACAGAAACUGCAAGACAUGGGUGGUUGGACUAACCCUCAUGUUGUUGAUUGGUUUACGGACUACGCUCGGAUCGUCUUUGAGUUAUUUGGAGACCGAGUCAAAUAUUGGUUCACCAUUAACGAGCCACGGGAAGUUUGCUAUGAAGGAUAUGGCGGUCCAUCCUUAGCGCCGCUGUAUAAUAUGACGGGAUAUGCUGAUUAUAUGUGUGCAAAAAACAUACUUGUAGCGCAUGCUAAAACAUAUCACAUGUAUAAAAAUGAAUUCUCAAAAAUACAGGGCGGUACUGUUGGUAUAGCGAUCAGUGCUAAUUGGUUUGAAGCUGAAUCGGAAAAGGAAGCUGAAGCCGCUGAAGAGGCUAGACAAUUUGAGUGGGGAACAUAUAUUAAUCCAAUAUUUUCAAAAAACGGAGAUUUUCCUGCAGUUAUGAAAGAGCGAGUAGCCGCUAAAAGCUUUGAACAAGGAUUCUUUCGGUCGAGAUUGCCUGAAUUUAGCCCUGAAGAAGUGGAAUUAAUAAAAGGAAGCUCUGACUUCCUUGGGAUCAACCAUUAUACAAGUAAACUAAUUUACAGAAAUGCCUCUUUAACUAGCGAUACCUACCCAUCACCCUCAUUCUACGAUGAUAUGGGGGUAAUGUCUUAUUACGAUAGUACAUGGGAAAGUGGUGUUUCUUCGUGGUUAAAGAUUGUGCCAUGGGGUUUCUACAACCUUUUAACUAAACUACGCACGGAUUACGAUAACCCUCCAAUAUAUAUCACUGAAAAUGGUUUCUCUACAUACGAGGGGUUGGAAGACGACAGCCGCAUCUCGUACUACAGACAAUAUAUCGACGCCAUGUUGGACGCGGUCGACGAGGGCUCCGAUGUUCGGGCCUAUACAGCGUGGAGCUUGAUGGAUAACUUCGAAUGGCUGCAGGGAUACGCGAAUCGUUUCGGACUGUACGAAGUAGACUACGAGGAUCCCAAACGCACGCGCACGGCGCGCAAAUCCGCCUACGUGUACAAGGAGAUGUUACGCACCAGACAACUCGACUACCACUACGAGCCCGACACCACCCUGCCCAUCACUAUCGACGAAGGACACUGA